AGCGAGCAGGUGGGGCCGGCGCCCUCGCCGCUGAAGGACGGGGCUUUCCCCCUCGGUAGGCGUUAACUCAGCAUCAGUAUCGCGGUGUGCCCCUCAGGGUGGAAAAAUAUGCACUCAGACUGAGCUGGCAGUGGGCCUGAUGGCUGAAGACAGCGACCAGAAUGCCCUGGCGGGAGCAGGUGCUCUCCAGGAGGCCCUCAGGGCACUUCUGCCCCGCACUAAAGAAGAGCUGAAGUUGGACCUCAGUGAGAACGUGGAGAGGAGUGUGGUGAUGCUGCUGCAGCAGUCCGCCGACCUCUUCUAUGGGGGCGAAAGGAGCGAGUGUCUGCAGACAAGCGAGGCAAUCCUUGACUACUCCUGGGAGAAGCUCAAUACCGGGGCGUGGCAGGAUGUGGACAAAGACUGGCGCCGGGUUUAUGCCUUUGGCUGCCUUCUGAAAGCCAUGUGUCUUUGUGAAGAGCCUGGGGAUGCCACUGUGGCCACAGCCCUAAGAGUCUGUGACAUGGGCCUGCUGAUGGGGGCAGCCAUCUUUGAGGACAUCCUCAUCAAAGUCGCUGCUGUCCUCCAGAUGCACCUUCUCCCUGGAAAAAGGCCUGCCCAAGGCCCGGCCCAGGAGCAGCCCUGCAUAAAGAAAGCCAGGAAUGGCCAUGUGUCGAUUCCAGAUAUGAGGUCAGAGAAAGCAGUGCCCCGGCUUCACUGUCCGUCCCUCCAGCAUUUCAGAAAGCAUUACUUGAUGCCACAGAAACCUGUGAUCUUGGAAGGCGUGGCUGACCAUUGGCCAUGCAUGAAGAAGUGGAGCUUGGAGUAUAUCCAAGAAAUUGCUGGCUGCCGAACUGUCCCGGUGGAGGUGGGCUCCAGGUACACAGACGAGGAAUGGUCCCAGAGACUCAUGACGGUCAAUGAGUUCAUCAGCAAAUACAUCCUGAAUGAGCCGAAGGACGUCGGGUACCUGGCCCAGCACCAGCUCUUUGACCAGAUCCCAGAGCUGAAGCAAGACAUCAGCAUCCCUGAUUACUGUUGCCUGGGCGACGGGGAGGAAGAGGAGAUCACCAUCAACGCCUGGUUUGGGCCUCCAGGCACCGUGUCCCCCCUUCAUCAGGAUCCCCAGCAGAACUUCCUGGCCCAGGUGCUCGGGAGGAAAUAUAUCCGGCUGUACCACCCCCAGGAGUCAGAGGCUCUGUACCCUCAUGGCACACACCUGCUUCACAACACAAGCCAGGUUGACGUGGAGAAUCCCGACUUGGAGAGGUUCCCCAAGUUUGCCGAGGCCCCGUUCCUGUCCUGCGUCCUGUCCCCUGGAGAGCUCCUGUUCAUCCCGGUGAAACACUGGCAUUACGUGCGGGCCCUGGACCUGAGCUUCUCCGUCAGCUUCUGGUGGUCAUAGCCAGGGCAGGACGUGGGCCUGCUCUGGGCCCCCUGCUGCUGGGCCCUGCAGCCUUCACGGGGGCCCAGCUCCAGCACGGGGCCGGCAGAGGUGCGCCCGGGCCAGGCCGGCCAGAGCCCAGAGGCCAUUCCAGGCCCCACUGCGAGUCGAGGACACCGUGAGGCCUGAAGUGUUUGGGAAACGGGCAGGCAGUGUGUGCCCUGGCGGAGCCUGGGCUCUGAGGUUGGCUGCCUGGGUCUAAACCCUGCCCCACUGCUUAACUGCUGUGUGAUUUGGGGCACGUGUGUCCCCACCUGUAAAAUGGAGCACUGGUCCUCCUCACAGAGGGUCUGAGGUGCAGCGUGGGCAGAGCCCUGAUGCUCCGCCAGCAGUAGCUGUGGAUAAUCUUUUCUUACUCCUCGCCCAGGAACAUACUUGGCAAGAGGGAGAGACAUCGUGUGAGAGGGAACAUCAGUCAGUUGCCUUCCACAUGUGCCCCGACCAGGAACUGAAAUGGCAACGUUGCCGUGCGUAGGAUGGCGCUCAGCCAACAGCCACACGAGCCAGGCCAGCUGUCGCUAACCUCAAUAGCCAUUAUGUUUGUCGUGAUGGGGCCUCUCCAGACACCUCUGGGCAGACUUGGAGCCUGCGGGCUCUGGAGAGAGGUGGGCAUGAGCUAGAGCUCAGACCUCUGCUGGGCAGUGGGAAGUCUGGGAUGUUUCUGUUUGUUUCUUUUUCUUUUUUUGUUGAUUUUAGGGAGAGGAAGGGGGAGAGACAUCGAUGUGUCAUUCAUGCAUUCAUUGAUUGAUUCUUGAAUGUCCCAACCGGGGAGCGACCCCGCAAUCUCGGCGUCUCAGGACGGUGCUCCAGCCGAGCCAGUUUCUGCGCUGCCCUUGCUGAGUGUGACCUGCCUUCACAGAGCGCACGGGUCUUCUCAGCUUGACACGUCACCUGCGCACCCUCCCAGGCUGUUCCCAACGCCAGAAAGAGCCCUGGCCAGCUCCUGGAAGCCCUCCUGCCCCUGCCGGCCCCGCCCUCCCAGGUCACUCUGCUCUGGGGGAGCCCAGACA
Molossus molossus (Pallas's mastiff bat) is the source of this 2433-nucleotide messenger RNA. It is a transcript of the gene KDM8, whose product is annotated as lysine demethylase 8. The coding region runs from base 140 to 1384 and encodes 414 amino acids. NCBI's taxonomy places the organism in Eukaryota, Metazoa, Chordata, Mammalia, Chiroptera, Molossidae. The transcript has 8 exons. Gene Ontology annotation, molecular function: histone H3K36 demethylase activity. The record is from RefSeq and is a predicted model, not a curated record. Gene Ontology annotation, cellular component: nucleus.